AUUAUUAUUAUAAGUAAAUUGUAAAAUGGAAUAUAACAGUGCAGACGGUUCGCCAGGCUCUCCUCCAAGAAAUAAUUUAGAAACCGCCGAAUACGAUUUGUUACUGCCAGCAUGGAGUCAAGAAAACCUAAAGACAGCUGCUAUUCAUUUGAGGCUGUCUCGGCCAAGGAGCCUUGCUUGGGCCAUACUGCUGAAUGCUCUCCCUCCGCCUUCUCAAGAUAAUCUUGUAAAGAGUAUAAGAGCACACAGAAAUUACUAUGAAGAUCUUAAAUCGAAACUUUCUAUGGACCCUCGAACUGUGAUUGGUGAUGAUCCAUUAUCUCAGAAUGAUGAGAGCGUAUGGAAGCAACAUUUUUGUGAUAAUGAGUUGAAAGCAUUAAUUCUCCAAGAUGUGGUACGAACAUUCCCUGAUGAAGUAUAUUUUCGUGACCAACACAUUCAGGACAUGAUGGUCCGUAUCCUAUUUUUCUGGGCCCGAUCACAUUCAAAUACUGGCUAUAGACAAGGAAUGCACGAGAUUCUAGCACCACUCCUCUUCGAACUUAAUAUGGAUAGGAAAUAUGCACCAUCAAUUCUAAGCGGUACAUUAAAAUGCUAUUUGGACAGCAGCUACUUAGAACAUGAUAGUUAUAUGUUAUUCAGUACAGUAAUGAAAGGAUUAGAAAAGUUCUAUACAACGGGUGAUAUCGUUCCUUCAGCAUGUGGCAGAUUGCCUACGGCUACAACAAUUCAUAAUCCGAAUGAAGUAGUGCGAUAUUUGGAAAAGGUUAAAGAAGAAUACUUAUUGCAACUAGAUUCAGAGUUGGCUGCGCAUUUAACUAAUUGCAAUAUUACAAUGGAAUUAUUUGGAAUACGCUGGCUGCGCCUGCUUUUCGGGCGAGAAUUUCCACGCACUGAAAUCCCGCAGCUAUGGGGCUUUCUCUUCAGUGCUGGACCAUUACUACCUCACCUACACUACUUAUUGGUAGCGAUGCUGCUCGCUGUCCGCAACACGUAUUCGACCAUGUAA
Molecule: messenger RNA, 1009 nt
Organism: Hyposmocoma kahamanoa
Lineage: Eukaryota; Metazoa; Arthropoda; Insecta; Lepidoptera; Cosmopterigidae
Gene: TBC1D5
Product: TBC1 domain family member 5
Exons: 11
Coding region: 26-1009 (327 amino acids)
Biological process (GO): activation of GTPase activity
Molecular function (GO): GTPase activator activity
Source: RefSeq, a predicted model, not a curated record